UUCCUUGGGUUUGUGUUGGGCUUUGAACCAGAGCUUUCUUACGGGGCCGAUGGACGCUGCUGUGGCCGCGCAAGAUGCUGCGAAGUUGGCAGGGCUGGUGAAGGAGCAGCUUGGCCCAACUGCUGCGCUAAAGUUACUCCAGGGGAGCGUCAAUGAGUUGACCAAAGAAGCUCCUUUAGUUGUGGCAGAGGUGCUUGUGAAGCUCCCUUCCAUCUCUGUGUCGAUGCCCAGGGGUCGCUAUGACCUCCUUCUCACCGAGAAGGGCCUGGUCUUCCAGGGCAAGACACCGCUUGGUCUGAUUCUUUGGGAGGAUGUGGUACAUCUCCUGAAGGUUCCGAAGCAGGAGAGCAAUCGAAAAGCUGGCGCACCCGCUAAGAUGUACUUGCUGGUGCUGGUCCUGUCGCAGCCUGUGGUGGUGGGCAAGCAAGAGCACAGAUGCAUUGUCCUCAACGCGAACGGCACGAAGGCGGCGCUGGCGCCAGCGCUGGAGCCUGGAGGCUCUGGCAGUCAGCGCCAUGCCAAGGUGGCGAAGGUCUUGGAGGCUCUCUCCGCGGAGGGCCAGGCUGAGCACGAGGUGCUCUCGCAAGUCCUGGAAGCUGGCAGGGGCAUUGAGAAGGUGGAGCCUGCUCCGUCCGUGUGUGCCCUUGAGGGCAUCCAAGCUUGGAAGGGUGUGGAGGAAGGCGUGCUUUACCCCCUUAGCGUGGGUCUCUGCUUCCUGCCAAAGCCUGCCAUCUUCAUGCCCGCGAAGGACAUCUUGCACGCGGAAGCAGGGUCUGGGCACGGGCCCCGCGGGGGGGACCUCAUCAUCCACCGCAUCAGCAACACCACGCCCCACAUCUUCUCCAACCUCGCAGGUGCAGAUGUGACGGCCUUGCUGGCCUACCUUUCCACCUUGGUGGCGCACCAUCAAUCCAACGGUGGAGGUGUCCCGAAGCACGUGUCUGGCGAGGACGACGAGGAGGCGGACCCAGACUACGAGGUCGAGGGAGACCAGCGCCCAGCUAAGAGGCGCGCGGUCACGAGGACGGCCAAACAAAAGCCGCUGCUGCCUCCGGGAAGACUCCUGUACUCAUGGAGGACUUGGAGCCACAGAGCUCCCGGCCCGUUGAGAAGGAUGAGCCGGAGGCAAAUAGCGAGGACGAGGAUGAUCCAGACUUUGCGGCCGAGGAGGAGGAGUCCGAGAUCGAAGAUGAUGAAGAUUUCGCCUUUGAUGUGAAUUGACACGCGAAUGAGUGUGAAAUACGCUCAGCGUGUGCCGUCGAUGUGAAUUGUCACUCGAAGUGUGAAAUACACGAGUGGCGUGAGAAAGGACGUGAAUGUCUAGUGAAAGGCGCGAGCAGACA
Messenger RNA from Effrenium voratum, 1343 nucleotides. The record is from the annotation of a GenBank genome assembly. Lineage: Eukaryota; Dinophyceae; Suessiales; Symbiodiniaceae.